CUCUUUGGCUGCGUCGUCGUGGGCCCGCCGGGCGCGGGCAAGAGCACGAUGUGCGCGGGCCUCUGCCGCUAUCACGCGCUGUCGAAGCGGCCGGUGGCGCUCGUGAACCUGGACCCGGCCUGCGAGGGCGAGGGCCUGACGACCUUCGCCAUCGACGUGCGCGACUUCUGCAGCGUGGACCGCGCCAUGGCCGAGCAGGGCCUGGGCGCGAACGGCGCGCUCCUCUUCUGCAUGAAGGAGCUGGAGCAGAGCACCUGGCUCCGCGACGAGGUCGAGAAGCUGGCGGUCGACGAGUGCUUCCCCUACGUCAUCUUCGACCUGCCGGGCCAGACGGAGCUCUUCACGCACGACGGGAGCCUGCGGCGCAUCCUCGACGACCUGAAGCGCACCUUCGACGCGCGGCUCGUCGCCGCGCACCUCGUCGACGUCGCGCACUGCGGCGUGCCGAGCCACUACGUCGCGGCGUGCCUCCUGUCGCUGACGGCGAUGCUGCGCCUCGAGCUCCCCCACAUCAACGUGCUGAGCAAGGUGGACCUCGCGGACCGCUACGAGCUCGCCAUGAACCUCGAGUUCUUCAAGGACGCGCGCGAGCUGCACCGCAUCGUGCCGUUCUGCGGCGUGCGGCCGCGCGCGCCGGAGCCCCGGCUCCAGAAGCUCACGGGCCGCAUCUGCGAGCUCGUCGACGACUUCGGGCUCGUGUGCUACCAGCCGCUGGACGUGUCCGACGGCGACUCCGUCGCGCGCUUGGUCCGCAUGCUCGACAAGGCGAACGGCCAC
Aureococcus anophagefferens is the source of this 777-nucleotide messenger RNA. RefSeq lists its product as hypothetical. Gene Ontology annotation, molecular function: GTPase activity. The transcript is spliced from 2 exons. The annotation marks the transcript as partial. NCBI's taxonomy places the organism in Eukaryota, Pelagophyceae, Pelagomonadales, Pelagomonadaceae. The record is from RefSeq and is a predicted model, not a curated record. Gene Ontology annotation, cellular component: cytoplasm.